AUGACUGCCACCGUCUACUACACCGACAAGCCCGCCUCCGACAAGGCCGGGUCGGACAACCGAGAGGACACCCCAGUCUAUACUGAAGAGCAGCCAUCACAGACUCAAGAGAGACAACCUCCCGCCUACUCAGACGACCCCGCCAUGUACGCAGCUCAAGAGCCCCAGCCCAUCCCAGAGAAAGACAUCGCAAAGCGACGAACCCUCCGGGAGCGUCUUCACAAGAUCACCAUCGCAACUGGAAAGCCCGUCAACAAGCUCACCAACAUCAUCGGCUCCGAGGGUUGGUGGCCCACAUCCGUCGAAGAUGAGUGUGUCAAGGCCGCUCGAAUCCUCCAUUCCUUCACAAACCUCGACAGCUCCUCCCAACCACCCAACUCCAACGGCCCCAAGCACCCGACCGGCCUGACCCGCAAGUCCAUGGUCAAGAUUCCCCCCAAGGUCCUCCACAACGCCGCCGGCCUCGCCAUCUUCAACACCGCCCGCGUAGGCGCCUGGCACGGCUCCCUCGCCGGCGGCUCGGGCCUCGUCACCGCCCGCAGACCGGACGGCACCUGGUCUCCCCCCUCGGCCUUCCUCGUCACCACCAUCGGCGCGGGCUUCAUGUUCGGCCUCGACGUCUACGACUGCGUGUGCGUCCUCAACACGCCCGCCCAGGUCGCCGCCUUCGCGAAGCCCCAGGUGGCGCUGGGCGGCAACUUUGGCGUCUCGCUCGGCCCUGUGGGGAGCGGCAGUGCCGUCAACGCCGCGGUGACGAGCCCCGGGCGGCCGGCGUGGAGCUACAUCAAGAGCCGGGGCAUCUGGGCGGGCGUGCAGGUCGACGGCACCGUGAUUGUGAACCGGGCGGAUGCCAAUGCCGUCUUUUACGAGGAGCGGGGGAUCACGGCGCAGAGGAUCCUGCAGGGCGAUGUGGCGUGGCCCAUGGGAUCCCGACCUCUCUUCGAGGUGCUCAAGGCCCUGGAGGAUGGGAGAGGGUACGCUCCCAGCGUUGUGGAGGAGGGGGCCGCUGCCCCCCUUCCUGCUCGGGAUAUGCCUAUCAUGGACGAGAAGCAGGCCAUCAUGCCCGAGGUCAGGGUUACUGACACUGAGGAGACGGAGCAGGUCCCUGCGUACUCGGAUAAGGAUGAGGAGCUGUAUGCUUCGUCUCUUGCUGACGAGAAGGAGAGACUUGCUAAGGCUGACGAGAAGCCAGCGCAGUGA
Messenger RNA from Clonostachys rhizophaga, 1200 nucleotides. NCBI's taxonomy places the organism in Eukaryota, Fungi, Ascomycota, Sordariomycetes, Hypocreales, Bionectriaceae. The record is from the annotation of a GenBank genome assembly.